AUGUUGAGAUCAACAAUUACCAGAAGAUUAUAUGGUACUUCUCAAAACGUAUUAAAAAAAACUCCAUUAUAUGAAGCUCAUGUUGAAUUGGGUGGUAAAAUGGUGCCAUACGCUGGUUUUGAAAUGCCAGUUUUAUAUAAUUCACAAUCUCAUAUUGAUUCACAUAACUGGGUUAGAUCUAAAGUUGGUUUAUUUGAUGUUAGUCAUAUGUUACAACAUAAAUUUUCAGGUAAAGAUUCAAUAGCAUUAUUACAAAAAAUUACCCCAAUUGAUUUAAGUUUAUUACCUAUUAAUAGUUCAAGUUUAUCAGUAUUAUUGAAUGAUCAAGGUGGAGUUAUUGAUGAUUGUAUAAUUACAAAACAUGGUGAUAAUGAUUUUUAUAUGGUUACAAAUGCUGGUUGUAGAGAAAAAGAUGUUAAUUUUAUUAAAUCCGAAGCUGAAAAUUUUAAUGAUUUAAAGCAUAAUACGUUUGAAAGUGCUUUAUUAGCUAUUCAAGGUCCAAAAUCACAACAAGUUUUACAAAAUUUUACAAAUGAAGAUUUGUCAAAAAUAUAUUUUGGUCAAACUAAAUUUUUAACAUUAUCUCCAUUAGGAGGUGCUCAAAUUCAUUUAGCUAGAAGUGGUUAUACAGGAGAAGAUGGUUUUGAAUUAUCCAUACCUUCAAGUAGUGCAGAAGAAACUAAAAAUUCAUUAAGCUUUUUUAACACUUUAAUUCACGAAUAUCCGGACUUAGUUAAACCAAUUGGUUUAGCAGCAAGAGAUUCAUUAAGAUUAGAAGCCGGUAUGUGUUUAUAUGGACAUGAAUUAGCUGAAGAUAUUACACCAAUUGAAGCGUCAUUAGCAUGGUUAAUACCAAAAACAAGAAGAAGCGAAGAUAGUAAAUUUAAUGGUUCAUCAAUAAUAUUAGAUCAAAUUAAAAAUAAAUCAACUACAAGAAGAAGAAUUGGUGUUAGUUCAAAAGGUCCAUCUCCAAGAGAAGGAAACAAAAUUUUCAAUGAAACUGGUAGCGAAGAAAUUGGUUAUAUAACUUCUGGUUCUCCAUCACCUACAUUAGGCGGAAAUGUUGCACAAGCAUACAUUGAUAAAAAGCACAAAAUUGGUUCAAAUAUUAAAAUUGAAAUUAGAGGUAAGAAAAGAGAUGGUAUAAUUCAAAAAUUACCAUUUGUACCAAGUAAAUUAUAUAAACCAUAG
Molecule: messenger RNA, 1191 nt
Organism: Insectozyma verbasci
Lineage: Eukaryota; Fungi; Ascomycota; Pichiomycetes; Serinales; Debaryomycetaceae
Source: the annotation of a GenBank genome assembly